GGGGGGGCGUUGGCCUAGUCGUGGCGUCACGGCCAGAUGUGGGCCGUGGGCACGCCCCCGACGAGGAGCGGCAGCGGGAGGCGAGCGGCUGUCAGCGCGCCAUGCGCGGCCCGGGCCGGCACAGCCGCUCUCCUCUCGCGCCCGCGACGAAACGCCGCCGGUAAUUCACGCUGCCAGCAACAAGCUGCCGCUGCCGGGAGCCGUCCGCUCGCCUUUUUCCUCUCCCACUGGACUUGGGCGCUUUUUUGGAUUUAGGGACGGGCUGGGCGUGAUCGUCGCAGAGUGCGGUUUUGAUGGCUGCUAGAUCAGACUUCACUUCUACUGAGAGAGCUUAAGAAAUAAAGAGAGGGGAAGGUCUGCUUGCCUAAUCUCUUAAAAAAAAAAAAAGAAGUGCUUUUUUCCGAUUUGGAUUUCUUUUAAAACUUAUGAAAAAUGGCAACAGCAGCGUAUGUGGAUCAUUUUGCAGCAGAGUGCCUUGUUUCUAUGUCCAGUCGUGCUAUUAUCCAUAGUCCCAAAGGGGAGCCUGAUCCCCAACCUGAUGCAGCAAUACCUCCUUCGUCAAAUGGAGAAGAUAAGUGGGAGGUCAGAGAGACUGGGAAAGACAAUGGAUCGUCAUUACUUGUGGUAGCUAGCAUUUUAGCAGAUCUGAACCAGCACGUCCCAAACUCACCCGCUCUCAAAAUGGAAAAAACAGAGACCUUUGAUAUCACAGAACAAAUACACAUUUCUAUCGCUCCUAAGGAGUUUGGGGAAGAAAGCGUGUCUUCGGCUGGUAAGCGUGGAGGAGGAAAAGCAGCCACACCUACUAGCCUGGCUGCAGUAACUGAGCCAAGCCCCAGACAAAAGAACAAACGCGGGAGAAGCUGGACUGACCCUGGAUCACCCCAGAAAAAGCACAAAUGCCACUAUGUGGGGUGUGAAAAAGUUUAUGGCAAAUCUUCCCAUCUUAAAGCUCAUCUAAGGACCCACACAGGUGAGCGGCCUUUUGAAUGCAGCUGGCAAGAAUGCAACAAGAAGUUUGCUCGCUCUGACGAGCUGGCCCGCCAUUACCGCACUCACACUGGAGAAAAGAAGUUCAGUUGCCCUCUCUGUGAGAAACGCUUCAUGCGCAGUGACCAUCUGACAAAGCAUGCCCGUCGCCAUGCCAAUUUCCACCCAAGCAUGCUCAAGAGGCGAAGUGGAAGCAAUUCAAGAACAGGGUCUGUCAGUGACUACAGCCGCUCAGAUGCCUCAAGUCCUACAAUUAGCCCUGCCAGUUCCCCAUAGACCUACCUGCACUGGAUGUCAGCACUUUGCUUCUAAUACUUAAUGUGGAGUUUUGUUUGUGUUGCACAUGUUUUAAAAACUCUGUCACUUCCCCUCCUCAAUUUGUCCCUGCCCCCUCACCUCUUUUUUUUUUUUUUAAAUCAGUAAAUAGCUGCCUCCCACUGCAAUUUUCAGUCAGAUUUUCUUUACCCAACCACACGAGUGGCCAUUCUAACCUCAUGGACAGAUGGAUUUACAUGUUCUACUUAGUGACUCCUGCUGUCUCAAUAUCCCAUAUAUUUUACAACCAUAACAUAUCCUCAUGAUUAUUCUUUAUAAGAAAAUGAGAAAAUCUAAAAAAGAAAAAAAAUUCACCUCAGGUGUCAAAGUAGUUUUGUAAGACCAGAUUGCACAACAUGAGUGUACAUACACUUAGAAAUCAACUGUGUUGGUUUGUGUCCCCCUUCUCCUUUCUCAGGGAUGGAUAUUUAUGUUACACAAUAACUACAGUGAAGACACACCCUAACCGCAGCCUUAUUAUGUAAAUAUAUUUGCACUCAGAAGCUUUUUGUUAGGUUCUUUCACACACUGGGGAAAAAAUAAAAAACAAUACAAAAACCAAACCAGUACUGGAAUAUAGUACCAGACUCUUCCAUUGUUUGUUUUCCUGGUUAUACAUCUACAUUUGGGAGCACCCAAACAGGAGUUUUCUUUCUUCAAACUGCCCUCUGCUUUUGGUAGCAAGUCACCUUUUUGCUUCAUGCUGAAGAUGCUCCAAAACCAACUAUUCCAAAAACCUUUGUGAAGUUGAUAAACUACUACUUUUUGUUUUAUAGCAGAUAAAAUUCUGAGAAAAAAUUCUUAACACGAUGCCUUAAGUAAAUAACCUAAAUCAUGAGGAAACACAUUUACACUGGGUAACAUUGUAUUGCAAAGUGGCAUGGAAUCUCAGAGGCGUUCUGUCUUCUCUCUCUCUCCAAGUCAUUAAGCUCUCUGCACUGCCUGCUCAGUAUGGGACCAACAGAAUACUCAAACCAAACCACAUUGACUUGAACAAUUUUCUUUAUCCUUUCCUUUUUUUUUUUUAAUGAACUAUGGAAAUAGCAUAACUGAACCAAUGCCCAUCAAAAUUUUUAUUGAGGUACUUACCUACUGUACAGCUGUAUGUUAGCAAGACAAAUUGCUUAAGACAGUCUCUGUAUCCUGUUGCAUCAAAGACAUGGUCUGAUAAAAGGAAGUGAAAAUCACAAGGUAUCUUCUGACUAGAAAAAUAAAUAUGCAUUUUUAAGCGUUACAAAAAAAUGGCAUUUUAGCUCAGCAGUCCUUCAAGUUUCUCAAAAAGACACAUACCAGCAUAAAGAAAGGAUCUCUCAUUUCUGAAUAACUGCCUAAAGACAGAAAGGGAAUCUUGGCUGUUUUUCAGUAAUUUUCAAAUAUUGGGCAUAAGAUAAAGCACUAGAAAGUAGAUCUUUAUGUUUUAUAUGGUAAAAAACAGCAAAAGACCAGAGCAUUGUGAUGUACUAGAGACUUCAGUAGCAGCACAUAUGCUUUCCUUGUUAUGGCUGGCUCUGAUGGUGCAUGUUAUAAAUUCAGGUCCGUUUGAUUCUGGAAUUUGGGGGAGUUUCUUGUUUUUACUGUAAAGUCUAAAUUCAGUUAAGUGUAGCAUGGUGAAAGAAAACUCUAUAUGCCAAACGUGCCAUUUGAUAUCAAAUUAAUGCAUCCGCAUUCCAAAUGAACUUGUAUCAUAAUUGCUGCUUUGCAUUGAUACAAUUUUGCAGGUUUUUUUGUACUGUAUAUUAACUGUGAGAGGCUAAUACAGAUUCCUGAGUUGUUUCAUGGGUACUUCCAUAAUAUUUACAUUAUUCCUAAUUAUAUAGUUGUAUGCAUCAAUACUUGCAGACGGUUAAAGUGCAGAUAUUUCAGUAUUUUCUCAUGUUCAUUUGCUUCAGAUUCCACCUCUAGAAAAUCACAUUUUCCCCUUCUGAAUUGGGAGUUGUGCUAGGCACAAUUCUACUGCCACAUUUACAAAAAAUGAAGUAACAUUGCAGUUUUGUUUUUUGCUGCAAGAAGACAAGCAUUGCUGAAUUUGUGUAGCAAGUUGCCUAACCACUGUAUAGUAGGGGAAAGCCAGAUAUGUUUACUUCCAUAGGUUUAUUUUCUUUUUUAAAAUCUCAUCUACUGAGAUAAAAAAUGGUGACAACUUUAUGCUAUUCAGGUAAGAGGAAUUCACAUUCCAAUCAUUUCUGUGACUGAUAAAAGUGUUCUUGUGCUGUAGUUAGGAAAGAGGCAAUUAAGAUACCCAGCUAAAGGAAUUUUACAGGUCAGCUGUACCUUGUGCACAUACUUCAAGUUAUAAGCACAUUUGUCAUUAUCAUUACACCUUAAUAGAGGGAUAAGGGAGUGGAGGGGACACUAAUAUCAGCAGCAAUCAUAGGUUUUGUGUUUUGUCCUCAGUUUGUUGUAAAAUCACCUUCUCCAGCAAGACCAUCAUUUAAUCUGUAGCAAGGGAAGAACCACUCCACUCCAUCCAUUUAGAGCAUAAUAUUCACCACGAAUCAGUAGAUACAUUACUUUUUUUUUUUUUUUAAAGCCUAGAGAAAGAAUAUUCCCACCAUGUUUUAUUAGUACUAGGAUUAUGGGGACAUAAAGAUUAUGCAAUAAGCUAUUCCGAGACAAGAACUAGUUAAUCUUUAACUGAAGCAGUAAACUAAAGCAUUUUAUGCAUUUUCCUCAUAGAGAUUACUAAUGAUUCUCCAAGGGUUUGUGGGGCAAAAACGAUUGGGUCAAAGCUGAAUUUCCAGUUCAGCCAGUUCAUCUAAUAAGAAGGCUGGGAGACUAUAUAUAAGCCAACAUAGCUAUGCUUUCAGGAAAUUCUCUGAAAUUUGCCUUUUUUAUUUUUUUUUGACAUAGCUGUAGGCACCUCAGAGUCUGUUAGGCUGACAGUCAAAUUAUCAAGUUUUAAAAUCCUACCUAGAGCUUCAGAUAUCUCCAUUAAAUGUUAAAUAAAUGAUUGCUCUAUGAUACAAAGAUGAAGUCUAAACCACUAAUAGUUUUCACGACUGAAUGUGAAGAAAACUUCUCUCAGCAUUCUGAUACGGUAAACUAGAGUUUGGGGGUUUCUAGCAUCUUCUGGGAAGCAGAAACAGCAGUAAGGUCAUAAGACUAUUCACAUGAUUGCUUCUCCUAAGUUUUGCAGAUAUGAGAAGUCUGAACAGCUCAGAUUAUAUUUUGAAAUCUGGUUACUUACCCAAACUAACAUUAGAUUUCUACCCUUUUGUUGGUUCGCCCAGCUGUGUGACCUAAUCCAAUCUUCUGGUGUAGCAGCAGACAUGACAUCUGCAGGAAAUAAUUGCUCUUGCAAGGUGCAAAUCUUUUCAUAGGCCUCCUAAUUUCCCCAUGUAAUCUGUUGAGGUGGGUCCCCACAAACUAUAGACUUGCUUUAUUUUUUUUUCCUUUUGAUUUCAGAGCACAGUAGCAGGUUUAUUAAUAUUAAGAAAGCUCUGAAAGUUUGCUUUUUUCAAGCCAUGAUUCUAGCUUCCUCUCAGAGUCGAGCUGAACUACCUUACUAUAGAAAAAGGGUGCAAAUUAAAGUCAUCGCCUCGCUACUAUCAUUCAAUUGAAACUAUAGAUGCUCACACUCUCUCCAAACUGUCAACUCAGAUCUUUGCAUUGGGUCAAGUUGUUAAUUGUAGUACGUGAACACAGGCAGAAAUGAAAGGUAUUAGUGUCCUCCAGAGUGCUAAUCAAUUUUUUACUGAUAUAAACUCAUUCACCCCUUCCAUUAACCUCAUCCUGCACAAAGGCCUGAAGUGCAUUAAUGGCCACAUGAAUUCCUCCUUCUUAGAAAGCAGUCCUGAAAUCUAGGCAGCUAGAUUUUAUUGUGAGAAUUGUUUGUAUCUGCAGAUUACUUGUUCCUUGCUUUUGUAAUAUAUGCAUGGUAUUUGUUUACAUUAAAUUACAUAACUGCAAAGGUAUAUAUUUAUAACAAAACAUCAGAAGUCUGUUUGAUGGUAACACCUAAUUCCUGUGCGUAUCCUACCCUCUGUACUGUAUUGAUAUUUGCAAUAACUUUGAGCUCUGUGAGCCCUCUGUACGUCUUUAAAACCUCAUUACCUUCUGUCCAGAAGUUCAGCGCUUUUCUUGUUUCUUGCAUCCAGACAGGAAAAGACUGUCUGCUGAGCUUACCUGUUUCUAGCUAUUCACAUUCAAACUGGUUGUUUGCAGUUCUUUGCCAUGAGUUCUAGGAAUUUUAGUGUGAAAUGCAUUAUUGUUUUGAGGAACAUGAUUUCUGAGGAAAGAUUAAGGAAAAUGAACUCUACAUAUUAAAGCUUGCCUAUCCCUUGCCAUUUGAUUUACUAAUUUCACCAGGUGAUGCCUACAGACUGACUUUCAGGUGCUCUUUUACUCCUUCACACCAUCUUUUUGUCCAUUGGGUGCUAACACACAGUCUAUAUCAGUGAAUGGUAUGAUGAACGUCUGUAUUUUUAACGUUUUGGGGGAUAAAGCUGUAGCCUUAGGCAGUAGAAAAUAACUGUUAUUCUUGUUUACCCCAUAAACCAGAAUACAGAAUGCAAAAACCCAUGCACUGUUAUAGGUUUUAUACAUAUAUGGAUUUAUAUAAGCAUAUGCACAUAUAUAUAAAAAUGUGUAUAUGUGUAUAUUGUAUAGUAUGUGUGUGUGUAUACAUAAAUAUACAGCAGUGUGCAUAUACUACACACAGAAUAACAAAGGGAUGUCUACAGAGCAAAACUAGGUAUCCGUUUCAUUAUAGCUAGAGAUGGGUCUGAACCACAAUCCUGGAUCCAAACACCAUUGCCUUUAGAAAGUUUGAAUCUGUUUUUUGAGAUUUGUGGUUUAGUUUCAUCUCUGGUUACAGUUGUAGUUACUUGUGUAUAUAUGCAUUCUGGGGGACGUGUGUGUGUGUGUGCGCGCACACAUGUGCUUAUUCACAUGUGUAUGCCUCUGUGAGUGACAAUAUUUGUGCAAAUGUGCACGUUUACGUACAUACUUUCAGCUUUGGUGAACUGUAAUGUUACUGGUGUCAUCUUCUCUUGGACAGUUUUAUCAACAGCACACGAAUGCUUUCAUGGUCGCUUUUCAACUCUAUAAAUCACUACAUUGAAGUAUUAUAGUUGUACAGUUAUAUGCUCAUCUAUUCUUGCUCUGCUGUAACUUUUUAUGUAUUUUGUACUGCAUAGGUUAUAUAUUGUGAUAAUGCCUAUACAACAGUAAAAAGGAAAAAAAGGAAAAA
This is a messenger RNA of Cygnus atratus (black swan), 6496 nucleotides long. It is a transcript of the gene KLF13, whose product is annotated as KLF transcription factor 13. Bases 433 to 1266 code for a protein of 277 amino acids. NCBI's taxonomy places the organism in Eukaryota, Metazoa, Chordata, Aves, Anseriformes, Anatidae. Gene Ontology annotation, molecular function: RNA polymerase II cis-regulatory region sequence-specific DNA binding; DNA-binding transcription factor activity, RNA polymerase II-specific. The record is from RefSeq and is a predicted model, not a curated record. Gene Ontology annotation, biological process: regulation of transcription by RNA polymerase II. The transcript has 2 exons.